Molecule: messenger RNA, 729 nt
Organism: Andrographis paniculata
Lineage: Eukaryota; Viridiplantae; Streptophyta; Magnoliopsida; Lamiales; Acanthaceae
Exons: 2
Coding region: 1-729 (242 amino acids)
Source: RefSeq, a predicted model, not a curated record
AUGUCGUUCAAUCCACUUAUGACUGUUCUCAAUCAAAACAAACUCGUUGGUCCGAAUUAUUUGGACUGGAAACGAAAUCUGGACAUUGUCCUUGCUGCGGAUGACUAUAAAUUCGUCCUAAGCACCCCUGCUCCAGCAGACUUAACUGAGGAAUCCACUGAAGAGGAAAGGGAGGCUCAUCGGAAGUGGCAUAGGGCUGAUCAAAUGAGCCGUUGCUACAUAUUGGCGUCAAUAACCAAUAUGUUGCAAUUGCAGGUUGAAAAGUUGCCUACUGCUACUGACAUGAUGUUGAGCCUCAAGGAGCUCUUUGGUGAGUCAGAUAGGGCUGCUCGAUUUGAGGCAAUGAGGAAGAUUAUGACUUCCUUCAUGCCAGAGGGAACUUCUGUGCGUGAGCAUGUUCUCAAGAUGAUGGAAAAUCUGAAUGAGAUAGAGCUGCUCGGGGGUCAAAUCGAUGCUGACACCAAGAUCGAUAUGAUCCUGCACUCACUCCCUAAGUCCUACGAGAAUUUCCGUCUCAACACAAUCCUGACCAAGAAGGACUAUACUUUAGCCGAGCUUCUUGUGGAUUUGGUUGCAGCGGAGGGACUCAUGGGUAGGACUCCACAGGCGCUGUUUUCUGCGCAGUCUGGACCUUCUUCGUCGAAAGGCGGGAAGAAGAAAAAGCCUGCCAAGAAAAAGGGUGCUGCAAAUACAAGACAGGACAUUGGAAAGCUGAUUGUCCCCUUCUGA